This is a messenger RNA of Quercus robur (English oak), 1028 nucleotides long. Its product is annotated as protein DOUBLE-STRAND BREAK FORMATION. The record is from RefSeq and is a predicted model, not a curated record. Gene Ontology annotation, biological process: meiotic DNA double-strand break formation. The transcript is spliced from 5 exons. NCBI's taxonomy places the organism in Eukaryota, Viridiplantae, Streptophyta, Magnoliopsida, Fagales, Fagaceae. Bases 101 to 835 code for a protein of 244 amino acids.
UAUCACUUAGAAAUCGUCUUGCCAGCGAAGCAUAUAUAAUAAGGCCAGUAAGUUUUUUAAAGCCCAAUCCUCAACCCGCCAAUAAUAAAUUCCCUCCAAAAUGUCAGACUCAGACCCAUUGGCUCAGCAAAUCUGCCUCUUCCGCUCCCUAAUCAAAAGCAGAAGACUCGACGACGCAGCUCUUCGUAUCCUCGAAUCUCUUUUGGUUUCCAAAUCUGUGAAAUCGCUCAAGGAAGUCCAAUCCACCUUGAGAGUCUUCCUCAGAUCCGAAUCUCUCUCCGCCAUUCGCGAAAUCGCCUACAAAUCUGUCCACCAAAAGCUUAUCACCCUUGAAUUCUUCGUCCGCGCUUUCGCUCUAAUAGCCGACGUUGAGAGUUGCUUGGCUUUGAGAUACGAGGCCUUGCAUAUGCGGGAACUCAAGUCUACAAGUUGCCAAUGGCUAGAAGUUUCUUAUUUGGAAUGGCUAAAUUUUGCCGAACACUCGUUGGAUAAUGGUUUCUACUCUAUUGCUGGAAAGUCAUGUGAAAAUGCAUUAUUAUGUCUUAAGAAGACUGAUAUUGCAAACCCCAAAAUAGAUGAAUUCUUUGAAAGUGUGCAAGUUUAUGAAAAAAUAAAGAGACUAAAAGAUUUUGCUAUGACAUCAGCCGCUUCACGCUCUGUUCAGGCGCAAGCUGCAGAGUACUUGACAAAGAAGAGGACUGAGAAUGGAAAAAUAAUACUUCCUUCAUUGUGUCAAGAGACAAAAUGUGUAGCAAGCACUAUGUUCAGAAUUGGAAUCAAGAAGAGAAAUGAACGAAAAUUGCAUGACCUGCAACGUACUACCAGUAAAUCAUAAACCAUUCAACUUUGAGGUCAUUGCAUUCUGGUCCCUUCCUUUUUUGGUAUUUUGGAAGUUAGUGCCUUACUGGAUUUACAUACACUUCAUGGUAAUUUAGGUGGCACCUUAUGGAUUGUAAUGAUGCGCUUUUUUGGAUACGGCUUGUUCAUGUUACUAACUUUUACUCAAAUUUUGGAGGUUUCUGCUCAAA